Molecule: messenger RNA, 546 nt
Organism: Auxenochlorella protothecoides
Lineage: Eukaryota; Viridiplantae; Chlorophyta; Trebouxiophyceae; Chlorellales; Chlorellaceae
Product: putative plastid-lipid-associated protein 4, chloroplastic
Exons: 2
Source: RefSeq, a predicted model, not a curated record
CCACCUUCACGGCGACCCCACCCAAUCCAUGCACACCUCCAAACGCAGCUCUUGGAGGCUAUUGAGCCCCUCCAACGCGGACUGACGGCUACGCCGAGCGAUGUAGAGCGCAUCGAGGGCCUGGUGGUCGAGUUGGAGGGACGAAACCCCACGGCAGCUCCCGUCAACAGCCCCCUGCUGAAUGGACAGUGGGAGCUCCUGUACACCACCUCAGACUCCAUCCUUGGAAGGAGUCGCCCGUCCUUCUUGCGACCCAAGGGCCCUAUAUACCAGACCCUGGACAACGAGAGCCUGCGUGGCAAGAACAGAGAGACGACACCCCUUUUCAAUGCUGUCGAAGCCGAGCUGGAGCCCAUCUCAGACAGCGAGGUGGCUGUGCAGUUCAAGCGCUUCUGGCUGGCUGGCUUCAUCCCCGUCCCUGCGCCAGCCAGCGCCAGAGGGAGGCUCGACACCACCUACCUCGAUGAAGACCUUCGUAUCUCCAGGGGAGACAAGGGCAACCUCUUUGUGCUGCGCAUGAAUGAUAAGAACGCGGUCUUACGCUGA